Eurytemora carolleeae is the source of this 432-nucleotide messenger RNA. RefSeq names its product 39S ribosomal protein L54, mitochondrial (gene mRpL54). Gene Ontology annotation, molecular function: structural constituent of ribosome. The coding region runs from base 15 to 398 and encodes 127 amino acids. The transcript is spliced from 4 exons. Lineage: Eukaryota; Metazoa; Arthropoda; Copepoda; Calanoida; Temoridae. Gene Ontology annotation, cellular component: mitochondrial large ribosomal subunit. The record is from RefSeq and is a predicted model, not a curated record.
UUUCUUCAGAUAAAAUGUUAGGAAUAUUUCGUUGCACAAGUAAACAGCUCAUUUUAAAUACUUCAAUAUAUUCACAGGUGCCUGUUAGAGGAGCUAAAGCUAAAGCAGCGAAGGGAAAAGGAGGAAAAUCCGCUAAACCGGUUCUAGAAGUAGAAACUGAUGCUAAAAAGUUAGUAAGUCAAGUUUGUGGAUUAAACUACGCCCUUGAGGGUCCUUUAUCUGAACCUGUGUUGAUUAAACCAGAUUCAGAAUACCCAGAUUGGCUUUUCAAACUGGAUAUUAAGAGACCUAAACCUACACUAGACGAGUUGGAUCCUAAUACACGGGAAUACUGGGAAGAAGUUCAGAAGUUGAUGGAUUAUAAAAGAAUCCGAUUAUUGAAACUCAAACUUAAAUAAAUAUUAGAACUAGUCUUAAACAAUAUUUCAGAAA